This is a messenger RNA of Vombatus ursinus (common wombat), 942 nucleotides long. Its product is annotated as olfactory receptor 5B12-like. The record is from RefSeq and is a predicted model, not a curated record. The coding region runs from base 1 to 942 and encodes 313 amino acids. Gene Ontology annotation, molecular function: odorant binding; G protein-coupled receptor activity; olfactory receptor activity. Gene Ontology annotation, cellular component: membrane. Gene Ontology annotation, biological process: sensory perception of smell; G protein-coupled receptor signaling pathway. The transcript has a single exon. Lineage: Eukaryota; Metazoa; Chordata; Mammalia; Diprotodontia; Vombatidae.
AUGGAGAAUUGUUCAGAGGCAAAGGAGUUCAUCCUUGUGGGAAUAACAGAUGCCCCUGAACUUCAGGUGCCCCUCUUCACAAUAUUUACUAUCAUCUACCUCAUCACCAUGGUGGGGAACCUGGGAUUGGUAGUCUUGAUAUUUUGGGACUCCCGCCUCCACACACCCAUGUAUUUUUUCCUCAGUAACCUCUCUCUGACAGAUUUUGGCUACUCUUCAGCCAUUACUCCCAAAGUGAUGGCUGGAUUCCUCCCAGGGGACAAAACCAUCUCCUAUAGUGGAUGCGCUGCACAAAUGUUUUUCUUUGUGUACUUUGCCACAGUUGAAAGUUAUCUCCUGGCUGCUAUGGCUUAUGAUCGCCAGGUUGCUGUGUGUAAGCCCCUCCAUUACACCACCACAAUGACAUCGAGUGUGUGUGCUUGUCUGGCCAUUAGUUCCCAUAUUUGCGGUUUUCUUUUUUCUUCCAUUCACACAGCAAACACCUUCAGCCUCUCCCUUUGCAAGUCCAACAUAGUACAUCACUUUUUCUGUGACAUUCCACCUCUCUUGGUUCUCUCCUACUCUAUUUCAUACAUCAAUGAAGUGGUUGUCUACUUUGCUGUAGGAUUCAAUGUAUUUUUUGCCCUUUUUAUCAUCUUGAAAUCUUAUUUUUUAAUUUUCAUUGCCAUUUUGAGGAUGCACUCAGCUGAGGGCCGCCAGAAAGCCUUCUCUACCUGUGCUUCCCAUCUCACAGCUGUGUCCAUAUUCUAUGGGACAGUAAUCUUCAUGUACUUACAACCCAGUUCCAGACAUUCCAUGGACAUAGACAAAAUGGCAUCAGUGUUCUACACCAUGGUCAUCCCCAUGUUGAAUCCUCUGGUCUAUAGUUUAAGGAAUAAGGAAGUCAGUAGUGCUUUGAAGAAAAUCAUGGAGAAGACAAAGUCUUCAUUAGGUGCUUCCUAA